This is a messenger RNA of Echinostoma caproni, 1443 nucleotides long. The record is from the annotation of a GenBank genome assembly. Lineage: Eukaryota; Metazoa; Platyhelminthes; Trematoda; Plagiorchiida; Echinostomatidae.
GUCAACAAUCGCCCAUUUUGUGAACAAGCGUUGGCACAUCCUUUUUGCAACAGUGUUCUGCGGUCCGUUCCGAUAUUAUCCGAACUCAUUCAACGUACUAAAGCAGCCGUUGCCGCUCAGGAGAAUCAGAUCAGUCAGAAAUGGAAGAAAAUUUUGUACGAAAGUGAUCUGAAUCGAUCAUCUAGCACCGCCUUAGUAGAAGAAGAUGAAAAUGGGAAAAGUGCUGCAACAGGCACUGGUGCCUCUGCAGCCGUGGGUAGUAGGAGUCCUGUUAAUCAUGUCGGUGGAGUAGACCUGAUCGAGGUUUCCAGUCCUGAUUUUGAGCCCAUAGAUUCGGAUCCAGUAAAGUCCACCUCCAACUCCACCGGCCUUCGACGCACGUCUAUUGAAGACGAAGUACUGACUUCCGAAAAUCCAUCAACGGGUGACACUGGUCGCCGUUGGCCUCAUUCGGCUGCCCCAAAUCACGGUCGCUCUGGGAAGAGUCGUGGGGUCUUGGGUGAACUAACAAGUCAUGCAAGUAGUGGAUCAACUGUAGAGGACCUUGACUUCUACACAGGCGACAGCUGCUCAAAUAGUGUUGAAAGUGUGGGUAGUGAUCUGUCGGAUAGUUUAUUGGGCCAAUCUGGUCAACGUUCUGUGCUAAUCAACACAAAACCCCCUCUGAAUGAUAAUCAACCGAUUCGCCUGCUUGAUGCGGACAGUGGACGUAGUGGUUCAUACGAGUUCAAUGGAUCUCAAAUCUCCCCUAUGCCGGUAAGACCAAUCCGGCAUCAUCGAUUCAGCACUACUGACGCAGAACGAAACGGCACAGAACUACAAAACGCCAUACAGCAUCCUCAAACAGCUUACUUCCCGGUCACUGAGAAUCAUUUGUAUGCCAACAUUGAUCCCGUCCCGUCCCACUCAAAUGGGAACGAGUCCCAUGUAUAUCAUUCCUUUGCGAUCGACGAUCGGCCGCCUCGUGUGGAUUCGACGGGACCAGCUAUCACUCCCACCAAGGCUUCGGGCGACGCAGUUGGUUCACAUAGCCCAAACGAAGCCACAGCCAUUCUGGAGGCUUCUCGGCGUGCGGCUAUUAGUUUGGGUCUCGGUCCAGACGAUCUGGGACCGCCCCCGGCCGCGGGUCACUUUGCUACACUGAAGACUAGCCAAAUGAUGCGUGGUGGCGGGAUGCAUUCUGGACGUUCAGGAAAUAUUUCGGUCGGCGCAAUGGCCGCGGCUGCCCUAGGCUUCGCUCAUCCUAGUGGUGGUCGUGCCUCUGCAUUGUGGCGGGACCAAAUGAGUGAGCUUAAACGAUUGCGGACACAACACAAUAAACAACUAAAACAGUUGCAAGAUAAAAAUAAGGUGAUGGUAAUGUCAGUCGAAAUCACUUAUGGAGUGGAGAUUGUCUUUCGUUGGUGUGAUCUGGCAUACCGCUUUUUUGAGACUUUCUACUAA